Molecule: messenger RNA, 1033 nt
Organism: Triticum aestivum (bread wheat)
Lineage: Eukaryota; Viridiplantae; Streptophyta; Magnoliopsida; Poales; Poaceae
Product: protein yippee-like At4g27745
Exons: 5
Coding region: 130-765 (211 amino acids)
Source: RefSeq, a predicted model, not a curated record
UGGAGAGGAGCUCGAUCGUUCCCCAUCUCUCUCGCCUCAGCUUUUCCUUCCGUCGUCGGCGACGCACUCCACGGCGGCGGUUCUCCACCGGCGGGGAAGCGCCGAUGCUCCUCCCAGGCGACGCACGACAUGGGGAAUUUCGCAUCGAGUGAUGCUUCUUCAGUCAAAGAGGCGCAAAGGGUAUCAGCAACCAGCUCCACACCACCGGUGAACUGCUGCCGGGUGCCCAAGGACUCAAGGACAAGGAGGACGCACCACUGGGACUCUGGGAGCAUUCAAGAUUGGUUGGAGAUGGCGGAAUUGGCCGAGCCGCGGGUGUACAGCUGCCGCCAUUGCCGGAACCGCGUCUGCCUCCACGACGAUAUCAUCUCCAAGGCCUUCCAGGGGAGGAAUGGCUGCGCAUUUCUCUCCUCUCACGCCAUGAACAUCACCACGGGGGCCAAGGAGGACAGGCAGUUCAUGACGGGGCUUCACACGGUCGCCGACAUCCACUGCCGUGACUGCCGCGAGGUGCUCGGAUGGAAGUACGAGAGAGCCUACGAGGAAUCCCAAAAGUACAAGGAAGGCAAGUUCAUAUUUGAAAAGGACAAGAUCGUGCAGAAGAAUAGCAGAGAGAUGGCGGAACUGGUUGGGCCGCGGGUGUACAGCUGCCGCCAUUGCCGGAACCACGUCUGCCUCCAUGACGAUAUUAUCUCCAAGGCCUUCCAGGUGAACAACUUCACCCAGGGAAGGAUAAUUUAUUUUCUUUUCCUUGGUCAUUACUGACUUUGGGCCUUUGGGCCUAUGUUAGGGAUCAAGAGUGGAAAGGCAGAGCUUAAUCAAUAAAUAGGAACUUAGAUGGACCAGUAAUAUAUGUUGGGCUGGUUGUGGAUGCCGAGCUAAAACCAGUAAUAGUAUCCACUAGCAGUUUUAAAUAGGUCCAUUCAUCAACUGUGGUGGAGAGGUCCAACAAUCUGAGAACGAACGUCUAUGUAGCUGACUCUAGCUAGCAUUUGUGUUUCUACAUUUAAAUAGCGGAGUUUCCUUCGGUUAA